Messenger RNA from Syzygium oleosum, 826 nucleotides. Its product is annotated as zinc finger protein ZAT11-like. The record is from RefSeq and is a predicted model, not a curated record. Bases 88 to 648 code for a protein of 186 amino acids. NCBI's taxonomy places the organism in Eukaryota, Viridiplantae, Streptophyta, Magnoliopsida, Myrtales, Myrtaceae. The transcript has a single exon.
UUUCGCAAGAUAAGCUCCAGCCUACGCAAGGAAAAGAAAACGCACCACGCAAAACUCCAUCCACACCCCAAUCUCUCUAAAUCAUCAAUGACAUUCUCUUGCGCGCCGACUUUGAAAAGAACCAGGGAUGACUAUGAAGGGAUGAGCUUAGACAUGGCGAAAUGCCUGAUGCUUCUCUCCCACGGGAUCAACACAAACCCUAAACGAGCCACCGUGCAUCAUGACGAAGACAACUUCGAGUGCAAGACGUGCAAUCGCCGGUUCUCUUCGUUCCAGGCGCUCGGCGGCCACCGGGCGAGCCACAAGAAGCCAAAGCUGCCCGAGACAAAGCCAGAAGACUGCACCAAGUUGGCGCUGGGCUCAGCGGUGAAGCCCAAGAUGCACGAGUGCUCGAUAUGUGGGAUGAAGUUCUCGUUGGGGCAAGCCUUGGGAGGCCACAUGAGGAGGCACAGGGCCGAAUUGAUGAGCGGGAACAUGGUGAAGAUGGACGAGUUUUUCACGGUUGGUUCAACGAUCCCAGUGUUGAAGAGGUCGAAUAGCAGCAAUAAGAGGGUUAUGGGCCUGGACUUGAACUUGACUCCUCUUGAGAAUGACCUCAAGUUCUUGUUCGGCAAGAUGGCUCCGAAGAUAGAUCCCAUGCUCCUGUAAUUAUAAUUCCUUGUUCUCACGUUGUUUUCACGAGGAGAUUUACUUUAGGUUGAUUAUUUGUUCAUUCAUUUGUUGUACAAAAAGAAACUCCCAUGUGGACUGACUGGGUUUAGGGGCUUUUGUAAUUCAUCCAAGAUUUCAAGUCCAAUCAUUCUUUUAUCUCUUUUUUGCUGUUUUA